AUGGAAAAGCCUGCUCGCUACAAAGCAAAAAGUAAAAAACCAGCCGCUAAACCAAAAACGGCAAAGAAGCGUAAAAGUGACGGACCCACUUGCUCUAUGUUUUUGGCUGAAUUAACCAGAAAGCUGGCGUCUAAAAAGAAACAAGAAGAAGAAUCGCCAAAAAAUAUUGUUCAAACGAUAAUAGAUAGCAUAACAAAUGCCUUACCGGUCAAGCUUUCAAGAAAAUCUCCACCGAAGUGUCCAUCGCCUAUGAAAAUUGAGACAUUACAAACAUUUGCACCAGAAUUAAUACCCAAUGACACAUUAAACAUCCCUGCUCCCACAACCGCAGCCAGCAACAUCGAAGAUGCUCCUAUGGAUGAUAUAGAAAUCCUCAGUCCACCAAAAACUGGAUCGUUUAAAAUGCCCAAAAUGCCAUUAGUUAAUAGCGAUUUAUUAAAACAAUCAGCAGAAAAGAAAAGGAAAGCUCAAACGCAAGACCAAGCAGUUAAUACAGGAACAGAUCAUGAUGUUGCGUCAGAAAUAGCUAAACAUGUUGGCACGUUAAGAAAAAUCUCGUUGAUAGCUGAAGAGUUCAACCAAAAAACUGCGAAAAAUUUAAAAGAAAUAGUCGAUAGUGUCCAAGAGGAUUUGAUUAAGAAACUAGAAGAGAUACAAGCAGAACAGAAAGCCCAUUCUGAGAGAACAUUUUUCAUCAAUGAAGAUGAGAGCAUUGAGGACGAUGAUACUACUACUGGCGACUAA
Messenger RNA from Spodoptera littoralis (African cotton leafworm), 744 nucleotides. The record is from the annotation of a GenBank genome assembly. Lineage: Eukaryota; Metazoa; Arthropoda; Insecta; Lepidoptera; Noctuidae.